CAUUUUCAUUCGUGUUGAAGUGCUCGAGGACGCCGGUCACGACUUUUACGUGUUCUCGAUUUUAGUGAUUUUUCUUGAAGUAAUUGGUGAAGAUUCUGUUCAGUAGUGUAGUAGAAAAUGGUGCGUGGAAAACAAGCUGAACCGGCCGAAAAGAAGGUCACUCCCCCCAAGAAGGCUGCGGCGGUAAAGGCUACCCCAGCCAAAGCUGCUCCGACCAAAACGGAAGAAUCCGAAGAUGUGCCCGUAGAGGAAGUUCCUGCUGAUGGAGAAGCCGUUGCCGAAGGCGAGGAGCAAGCAGAGGGUGAAGGUGGUGAGGAGCACGCUGAAGGUGAAGGGGGCGAGGAACAUGCUGAAGGUGAGGAGCAAGAAGGCGCCGCUGAAGAUGGUGAGGGUACCAAGGCCGACAAGGAGCCUCUAACGGAGGAAUGCUUAGCUUACAUCGCGGAAUUACUGACGACUAAGAUCAAGCUAAAGGAUGAUACUGAAACCGCCGUUUUCUCCUAUGGCCCACCGAAGGUUGGCGUUGACAAUCCUUACCGUUCCGUUGUUUGCCAUUUGUGUCGUGUUGCAAAUUUGCAAACGCCAGCUGGCAUCAAGGCUCACUUGCAAGGAAAACGCCAUGCAGAGUAUCUGAAGAAAAGUACUUUGAAGGCGGAGCGCUUUAAGAAGCCAUAUCUCAUGUUUUAUACUCGUGAUGGCGACAAAGUGAAGCAGUUUAAGAUUUUCCCGGGCGAGAACAUCGAGACUGUGACUCCUGAGCUCGAAGAUCGUAUUGUUGACAAGGUUGAUUGGGAAUUCAAGAAAAUUGAAGACGAGAAGUUGCUGAAAGCUUUAAGUGAGGAUCCUGUUUAUGAAUAUAAUAAGACGAAACCAGUGAUCGGGUUAGAUUAUCUGCUGAAAAUGAAGCACAGAGGAAAAUUCCGCCGUUUCUGUGUGCUUUGUGAGACAUUCUUGCCUCAUGACACGUACAGCCAUGUGGUUGACAUUAAACAUCAAGCCACCUACAUUAUCAAACAUUUCCCCAAGUUGUAUGAAAAGGUAGUUGCUGGUCUUACUAUGACCAACAGUCAGCAGAAGGAGAAUUGUUUGCGUAACAUCUUCCGCAAACUCUACCGCAAGAUUGAAAUCAAGCAUGGAUUCAAGAAAAUGAUCCCCGUCGAUGCUGUCGAGUUCUUCGGUCUGCGCGCUCGUUAUAUCAACAAAGUCCGUAGGAUGCCACACUAUAGCGAAGAAACGUUGCAGUUCACCGAUGCCGAAGUGAAUAUCCUGAUCAAAAAGAGUAACAACAAUAUCUCGUUCAAUGAACCCGACCCACCGUCCCUAAAUGCAAAGGGCAAUGUUCCAGAGCAGCGUAAACGUGGCGCGGCCGAUGCACUUCAAUCAGCCCAACCGACGAAGAUACGCCGUGUUGGAGAUGGUGACCUCUUGCAAGUGUGGCGCAAGUACAAAACCAUUAAGGAUAAGAGGAUUGAUCGCCUCAAGUUGCAAUACAAGAAGUAUGAGAAAGACCCAAAACUUCAUCCCAGCUAUCAAAAGGAAUGGAGCCAAUUCUGGCACCGCAGAUGCGGGGAGCUGAAGAAAGCCAAUAUCAAUCCCGACACGUACAAUUUCGAUAAAGAGUGGCUUCCCCACUGGGAGAAACGCCUUCGCAGGCUCUUCAGUAAGGACGUCACUGAUCGUAAGACACAUUUGCGUAAGCGAUUUGGUCUGCCCGCCCGCACGAAUACUCCGACGAGAAUGCUUCGGACGGGCCCCUUGAACCCCAUGGGCAAUGUGCAACAGCCGAUGAUGGGGCAGGGGCCUAUGAGGGGCAACCUUGGCAAUUUCGGUCUUCCAAAUCUAGCCAACAUGGAUAACUUCGUACCGCCAUUCAACAAUAACCCACAGAAUUCCAAUAAUUAUGGAAGGGGUGGUGUUGGUGGUGGUGCCGGUGUUGGCGGAGGAUCGGGUCGGGGAGGUCCCCGCAAUGAUGGUAACCGUCAAAGGCAGGGCAAUAGAAACGUGCAGCCGCAGCAACAACAGCAGAAACGAGCACCGCAGCAGCAGCGUCAGCAACCACAGCAGGCACAACCGCAACAGCAACGCCUGGCCAAAAAGAUUUACUCUGAACCCGCGAGCGUUGUCUCAUGUCUAAGACUUUUGACUGCUCUCGAGGAUCAAUUGGGUAGCUUAGGACCAAAGUGCGUUCAGCUUUUAGGCAAAGCUAUACUUUGCAAUGAGAACGAAAAAAAAGGUUUGCUAGCGGAUAGCGAACUGUAUAUCCUUUUCGCAACGGCCAAAGAAAAGCUCAAGGGCAAAAUCUUGGCAAAUGUUAUUGAAGAUUCGAAAAUGGCAGGCGUUAACCGUGCUAUCGAAGAUUUAACGACAAUCAUCAGAAAAAUGGACAAAGAGAAACGUAGCCGAGGUGGCGUCAACAACCAGAAUGCCAACAGUGGUGGUGGUAAUUCUUACGGAGGAGAUAACUAUGCCCGGAAUAAUAUGGGUGGCGGUAACAACGACAGAUACACUGGUAAUGGCAACAAUGACAACUACAGAGGUGGUGGUGGUAUGAAUAACGAUGGAAAUUUCCGAAAUGAUGGUGGAAAUUUCGGUGGCAACGAUAACUACCGCUCGAACAAUGAUCUGUUCGGGUCAGGCGGCGGUGGUUAUGGCAACGGCAAUGCCAACAAUCGUAUGAACUCCUCUUCCAACUACGAUGGUGGCAAUUUUGGCGGUAACUAUCGCAAUUUGAACGAUAAUGGAAACUUCUCCAAUGCCAACAGCAAUAUGGGCGCUGGAAACUAUCGUUCAAACAACGAUGACCUGGGAAAUUUCCGUGGCGGAAGUGGUGGUAACUUUAACGAUGGCGGAAACUACCGUUCCAACGGCAAUUUCGGUAGUUCCAAUAACAACAGUGCCCUGUCAGGCUACCGCGGUGGCAACGACAAUAGCGGCAGUGGUUCGUAUGGCAAUAAUGCCAGCGGCUUGUCUUCGUCUUUUUCGUCCAAUACGAACCAAUACCGUAGUGGCGGAAAUUUCGGCAACAAUGACAAUUAUAAUGCGAAGCCAAGCAAUAACUAUGGCAGCGGCGGAGGUACCAACAACAGUUCCUCAGCACAGAGGGGUAACUGGAUGGGAGGUAGCGGCAAUGUUUACUCGAACCAGAGCAAAACAAACACCAGCGCAACACCUCUUUUCUCCACCGGCCUGGGCGGCGGCUUGAGUAACCAGUCCAAAUCGUUCUCCUCGUUCAGUAGUAACAACAGAAAUUCCUCCUCCAACUUUGGUAGCGUUGGUGGCGGAGGCAACAACUACCGCAGGUACAACUAAAUCUCAUGUGCGCAAAAAGUCAUCUUGAAGAUGCACAAGUUUCUCCAUUCCCCACGUGAUCAAGCAGUAAGUGGAGCUUGUGAUCGCAAGCUUCACAUUUCCCAGAUUCUGUCCCAUCAUUGAAUUAAUAGUCGAGUAGAUUGUCAGAUUGUAUUGAUGAUGUUAUUAUCGCUAAAGAACAAAUUCCAGAUUAAUGUGUGUAGAUUUAGAGUAGUUUUAAACGCAAGCGCUCUCUUGUGCGUGGGCGCGAAAGAAGGAAGAACAUUUCAUUUUGAGAUUGUAUUAACGUACGUUAGGGGUAUUUCAUGUAGAAGAUGGAGAUCGGAGGCGUGGGCAGGGCUUCUCCGGCGGCAAAUAUAGCAAGUCAGGGGAUGAUCUGAACCUCCAGCUACCUUUCCUUCGAUCGUACUUUUAAGCAUCUUAACUAACCAACCAAACAUUUUACUGAGUAUAGAUGGCUAUGUGUCACGUGCAUAGAAUUAUGGUAAGACUAUGAAUAAGGCUUGAUUUCUGUCAGAAUUAUACCAAUAUUAUCUACUUACAAAUAAAAAUCGUAAUUAAUUACAGGAA
Messenger RNA from Hermetia illucens (black soldier fly), 3879 nucleotides. RefSeq lists its product as uncharacterized. NCBI's taxonomy places the organism in Eukaryota, Metazoa, Arthropoda, Insecta, Diptera, Stratiomyidae. The coding region runs from base 118 to 3309 and encodes 1063 amino acids. The record is from RefSeq and is a predicted model, not a curated record. The transcript has 7 exons.